GCUGCUGGGAAUCUAUAUCUAUAUCUAUAUCCAUAUUUUACCUAAAACAACAUAAACUUGUUGAUUUUUACGAUUUACCCAAUGUUUUUCAACAAAAAAUGUAUAUGCAUUUGCAUUUUAUAUCUACAGUAUAUAUAAAACAAUGAUUCAACAUUCCAUCAACAAAACCUGUUCACCUGUGCGCUCACCGAAGAGGGCAUUAUAGUCCAUAUGAUUAUUUCCACGUAGCGACGCCACUCCACGCAGAUCUCUCUCUCUCUCUUCUCUCUCCACCAAAGCCCCCUCUUUCAACAAACAGUCGUUUCUUUGAUCGAACAGGAGCUUAGAACCUUGACCGGACCAGGACUUGACCAUGGGCGUGCCAGCGUUUUACAGGUGGCUCGCGGACCGGUACAUAGCAAUUGUCGACGUGGUUGAAGAGGAACCAAAAGACAGCAAUGGCGUAAUUGGACCUAUUGAUAUCUCAAAACCUAACCCGAACGGUUUAGAAUUCGAUAAUUUAUACUUAGAUAUGAAUGGUAUUAUUCAUCCUUGUUUCCAUCCUGAUGGAAAGCCUCCGCCUCCUACUUAUGAUGAUGUUUUUAAGUCUAUAUUUGAUUACAUUGAUCAUUUAUUCACAUUGGUUCGGCCGCGGAAGCUUCUAUUUAUGGCAAUUGAUGGAGUUGCACCUAGAGCGAAAAUGAAUCAGCAACGUUCUCGGCGAUUUAGAGCUGCUAAAGAUGCUGCUGAAGCAGAAGCUGAGGAAGAAAGACUUAGAAAAGAAUUUGAGGCUGAAGGGAAUCUCUUGUCUCCCAAAGAAAAGCCUGAAACAUCUGACUCUAAUGUUAUCACCCCUGGCACUCAAUUUAUGGCUGUGCUCUCGACCGGGCUUCAGUAUUAUGUACAAAUGAGGUUGAACCACAACCCAGGGUGGAAGUAUACAAAGGUUAUUCUUUCUGAUGCAAAUGUCCCUGGUGAGGGAGAGCACAAAGUUAUGUCAUACAUAAGAUUACAACGUAACCUUUCCGGUUUCAAUCCGAACACACGGCAUUGUCUAUAUGGGCUGGAUGCUGAUCUGAUUAUGCUGGCUUUAGCGACACAUGAAAUUCACUUUUCAAUAUUGAGAGAGAUGGUCACAUUCCCUGGGCAACAGGAGAAGUGCUUUUCCUGUGGUCAAACUGGGCAUCUUGCAGCUGACUGCCGUGGUAAGCCAGGAGACAACCCUCUGGAUUGGAAUGUGGAAGAUGAUGUCCCAAUUCACAAGAAGAAAUAUCAGUUCCUCAACAUCUGGGUGUUGCGAGAAUAUUUGCAAUACGAAUUGGAUGUUCCAAACCCUCCAUUGGAGAUCAACUUUGAACGAAUACUGGAUGAUUUUGUAUUCUUAUGUUUUUUUGUUGGCAAUGACUUCCUUCCACAUAUGCCAACAUUGGAGAUUAGGGAGGGUGCUAUAAAUUUAUUGAUGCAUGUAUACAGAAGGGAGUUUUCUGCUAUGGGUGGUUAUCUUACUGAUGCGGGUGAGGUUAAUCUAGAUAGAGUAGAACAUUUUAUCCAGUCUGUCGCUAUUUAUGAAGAGCAAAUCUUUCAGAAAGGACUGCGUAUACAGCAGUUUUUGGAAAAUAACGAGGAGAUGAGACUCAAAGCACGAAGGGAAUCCUCUGAAGAGAUUCAGACACCUGCUGUAGACAAGGUUAAGUUGGGGGAACCUGGUUACAAAGAAAGAUACUAUGCCGAGAAAUUUGGUUUAACAACUCCGGAUGAAAUAGAUAAAGUUAGAAAUGAUGUGGUUUUGAAGUAUGUGGAAGGUUUGUGUUGGGUCUGCCGCUAUUACUACCAAGGUGUAUGCUCUUGGCAAUGGUUUUAUCCAUACCAUUAUGCUCCAUUUGCCUCCGAUCUGAAGGGCCUUGCUGACUUGGAAAUAACCUUCUUUCUGGGAGAGCCGUUUAAACCCUUUGAUCAGCUAAUGGGAACCCUACCAGCUGCAAGUUCUAAUGCUCUGCCAGAAGAAUACAGGAAAUUGAUGACUGAUUCAUCGUCACCAAUCUCUAGAUUUUUUCCCUUGGAUUUUGAGAUUGACAUGAAUGGUAAACGUUUCGCCUGGCAGGGAAUUGCCAAAUUGCCAUUCAUUGAUGAGAGGAAAUUGCUUGCUCAAACAAAGAAACUUGAAAGCACCUUAACGGAGGAAGAGCGGCUCCGAAAUAGUGUCAUGUUAGAUUUGCUUUAUGUCCAUCCUGCUCAUCCUAUGGCUGCAGAAGUCAUCGCACAUUAUCAAGGUUUCAAUUCCUUACCCCAAUAUCAAAGAAAACCUUGGGCAAUAGACACAAAUGCCAGUGCUGGGAUGAAUGGAUAUCUUUGGUUAAGCGAGAGGAAUAUGUGGAGAAGUACAAUCGCUUCCCCUGUCAAUGGGUUUCCAGACAUAGAACAUAACCAAGUUUUAAACAUUACAUACCUUAAUCCUAUAAAUCACAGACACAUCCCUGAACCUCCCAAUGGUGUGGUCAUGCCAGAAAAGAUUUUAAAACCUUUAGAUAUUAAACCAUUCCCCAUGUUAUGGCAUGAAGAUCAUGGUGGUCGGCGCCAGCAAGGCAGAGAAAGGCCGCAAGUAGCUAGAGCAAUAGCCGGCCCUUUGUUGGGCGAGGCAGCUCAUCGUCUUGUCAAGAACACGCUUAAUAUCAGACCAAACGGUUCAUCUUCGAAAUUUUUGGAGCAACAAACAUAUCGUAAUAUUCCAGGCAAUUCUACAUUCAACAGGCCUAGGCCUGCCGGACCUUCUGGUUACGAAAGAGGCUACAGUAAUGAUCCAAACUAUUAUUAUGGACAUCACAAUUAUCAGCAAGGCCUAAUGAGUAAUCCUAGAUCCCCUCUUUUCUCGAAUGGUGUCUCCAGCAACCGGCACAACUUUAGAACUCAGGAUAGAGUACAAUACCAUGAACAGUACCGUGACUUGAAGACCGGCAUGUCUGCUUUGACUAUGGAAGAAAAUGUCAAAAGCAGACCACCAGCAGUAAUGUCACAGCGCACACAAAAUACAGGAUACAGUUCGAGUUUGCAGCAACAGUUUGAGCAGAACUUAGGUGCACUUCCAUCACCACCCGCCAAGUGGAUUGGCAAAGCAACAGAUACAGAUGCUGAGAUGUACUUUAGACAAGAAACAAUGCUAAGGGGUGCAAAUGAGAAACAGGCGAAGCAGAUUUAUCAGGUCAAGACACGUGCAGCUCAGGAAAUGUCAAAUCCUCAACAAAUAUCAGAUGUAAAUCAUCAAUAAUCUUGCCGAUUUAAUUAAACUUGAUUUCUACCUGAGAUGUGCUCAUACAACAAACAGUGAGAUCUCUCCACUUUAAAGCAAGGUUUGAGCACUAAACAAUAGUUGUUCCUGCAACUUAAUCCAGUAAUCAGCACCUGCUGUUAUCUUUUCACAUUUUGGAGUGAUAAUGUUGCAUGUGGGGUGCAAGAACAACCUUUAGAGAACAUUUGAUUUGAAGAAGAGUUGGUAUGCCAAUUACGGAAGCAUUGUUGCAGGUGUCAUCAUUCUGAUUUUGUUAUCUGCUGGAUUGGAGCACAGAACUAUAUGAUAAACAUGUUUUGAUGUAAUUGGGUUUCGAGUCAUAGGAAACUAACCCUCUCUCGAUGAUAGUAUAUCGGGAGAAUCACCACUGUUGAUUUGUGUUUAGUAACAUUAGAUGGUGUAACUAGCGACUGACAUGAUGUAUUUGUACUCAGUUUCUAGUAAUAUACUUUGUACUCUCUGUGAAGAAAAGAAAAGUUGAUAUUUCCUAUUGCAGCUGUA
Molecule: messenger RNA, 3763 nt
Organism: Ricinus communis (castor bean)
Lineage: Eukaryota; Viridiplantae; Streptophyta; Magnoliopsida; Malpighiales; Euphorbiaceae
Product: 5'-3' exoribonuclease 4
Biological process (GO): nuclear-transcribed mRNA catabolic process
Cellular component (GO): nucleus
Molecular function (GO): zinc ion binding; 5'-3' RNA exonuclease activity; RNA binding
Source: RefSeq, a predicted model, not a curated record